Molecule: messenger RNA, 426 nt
Organism: Ilex paraguariensis (yerba mate)
Lineage: Eukaryota; Viridiplantae; Streptophyta; Magnoliopsida; Aquifoliales; Aquifoliaceae
Source: the annotation of a GenBank genome assembly
UUAGGCACGCAGGAGAGGGUGCUACGCUGCGAGCUGCUAAGGCGCGCAGGAGGGGCUGCUGCGCUGGUUUGGCACAUAGGAGAGGCUUCUAGGCUAGUUGGACUCGCAAGAGAGGUUGCUGCUGGGCGCAAGAUAUGCUGCUGCUCUAGCUGGGCACGCAGGAAUGACAUUGAUGGAGUAGCGCCCAUGGCACUGGGCGCAGCUAGAGGGGGGCCCAUGGUGUUGGGCACUACUGGAUGGGCAUCUAUGGCGUUGGGCACAGCUGGAGGGGCGUCUAUGACACUGGGCACUUCUCAAGGGGCGACCAUGGCAUUGGGCGCUGGUGGAGGGGCGCAAAUGGCAAUAGGGAGGAUGUUCCAUGCGUCGGGUGGUAGCAGUGAGGUGCCUAUGGCGGUAGACGCUACUGCGGAAGCACUUAUAUUGUAG